GCGACGGUGAGCGGCCAUGGCGUACUCCACAGUGCAGAGAGUGGCCCUGGCCUCGGGUCUCGUCCUGGCUCUGUCGCUGUUGCUGCCCAAGGCGUUCCUGCCCCGUGGCAAGCGGCAGGAGCCGCCGCCGGCUCCCGAAGGAAAGUUGGGCCGAUUUCCUCCUAUGAUGCAUCAUCACCAGGCAUCUUCAGAUGGCCAAACCCCUGGGGCUCGUUUCCAGAGGUCUCACCUCGCGGAGGCAUUUGCAAAGGCCAAAGGAUCCGGUGGAGGCACUGGAGGAGGAGGUAGUGGAAGAGGCCUCAUGGGGCAGAUUAUUCCAAUCUAUGGUUUUGGGAUUUUUUUAUAUAUACUGUACAUUCUAUUUAAGCUCUCAAAGGGAAAAACUACUGCAGAGGAUCGCAAAUGUUCUGCCUCAGUUGGAAACAGCCACAGGAAAAUUACCAAUUUUGAGCUUGCUCAACUGCAAGAAAAACUGAAGGAGACAGAGGAAGCCAUGGAAAAAUUAAUCAACAGGGUGGGACCUAAUGGUGAGAGCAGAGCACAGACUGUGACUUCUGACCAAGAGAAACGAUUGCUACAUCAGCUCCGAGAAAUCACCAGGGUCAUGAAAGAAGGCAAAUUCAUUGACAGACCCACUCCAGAAAAAGAAGCAGAGGAGGCCCCAUACAUGGAGGACUGGGAAGGUUACCCUGAAGAGACCUACCCGGUUUAUGACCUCUCACAUUCUAUCAAGCGUAGGCAAGAAACUAUCCUGGUGGAUUACCCUGACCCACAAGAGCCCUCUGCUGAAGAAAUAGCUGAAGGAAUGGGAGGGAUAGAAGAGGGAGGAGCAGAGCACUCGGGCUGGGAAAGCCUGCCUGCCGACCCCAGAGCCCAGGAAGGUAAUUCUGCUGCCUCGUGUGACCCACAGCCAGAAACUUGCUCCUGCCAUUUUCAUGAAGAAGAUCCUGCUGUCUUGGCAGAGAAUGCUGGAUUCAACACAGAUGGCUACAGUGAGCAGGAGGAAGCCCCCAAGGAAGAGUGGCCCCCGAACUUCAGAGCCGAGUGGUUGGCUGUCAGUGCUGACAGAGCGUGUGCAGGUGGCAUGUUGAGGAAGCGUAGCCCCCAGGGUUUUGAGUGACACUUGUCUGUGAGGUAGCCAUUCCCCUAGUCCCACAGUGACCUUUCUCUCUUCUCUGGUUGCAUCCUUGGCCCCGUCCCCUUCUUUCUGUGCACUCAACUGUCAUAGCUGUCAGAUCUUCCAUGGAUAUCAUGUGUCCUUCCUGGUGCUCACACGUGUCGCCUUGUAUAGACAUUAGUGUGGACACAGGGACAGCUUUUUCACUCCUCUUCCUGCCUUUCCCAGUCAGAGAAGUUGUACCAGUGAGUGACUCUCUUUGGUCUGUCGUAAUUACAGAUGGGACCUGUUAGGGCAAAGGCCUGACCCAUGAACAAACAUCAGCUUAGAUGAUGGUGACUUAAGGCUGCAAGAGUGAAGAGGUCAGACUCCAAGCUGCCUUAUUCUUUGGGCCUUGAGCAG
This is a messenger RNA of Lepus europaeus (European hare), 1519 nucleotides long. RefSeq names its product RIC3 acetylcholine receptor chaperone (gene RIC3). The coding region runs from base 17 to 1120 and encodes 367 amino acids. Gene Ontology annotation, biological process: synaptic transmission, cholinergic; protein localization to cell surface. Gene Ontology annotation, cellular component: intracellular membrane-bounded organelle; neuron projection; neuronal cell body. Lineage: Eukaryota; Metazoa; Chordata; Mammalia; Lagomorpha; Leporidae. The record is from RefSeq and is a predicted model, not a curated record. The transcript has 6 exons.